CGUAGCUAAUACAAUGAUUGCGGGUGCUCAGUCGGUCAUUUACCGCCGUCCAAACCUACCGGGAACCUGCCAGUUGAAUCGGGACUACUUACGAUGCAGGUCACGCCGGUCCUCCUCAGUAUAUGCGUAUGCGCGUUGGUCGCCGCGUUCCCUGCGCCGGAGUUGACGGACGCGCAGCUGGAGCAGAUCCUGUACAAUCCGACCACCAUCAAGAUGUACAUCAGGUGCGCCACGAACGAGGGCCCUUGUGAUGCUGUUGGGAAGAGGAUGAGAACACUCGCUCCGUUGGUGCUCCGCGGCGCAUGCCCGCAGUGUUCAGCCAGGGAGACGCGCCAGAUCCGACGCACGCUCGCCUUUAUCCAACGAAACUACCCCUGGGAGUGGGCCAAGAUUGUCCGCCGGGUCGUCUUGGUUGUCGCGUGCGUGCUGGCGUACGUGUGCGCGCAAUCUCGGCCUCCAGUCUCCGACACCGCGCUUGAAGACGCCCUCAAUGACAAGCGCUUCAUCCAACGGCAGCUCAAGUGCGCGCUCGGCGAGGCGCCCUGCGACCCCAUCGGGAAGAGGCUCAAAACCCUGGCCCCGCUGGUGCUGCGCGGCGCCUGUCCGCAGUGCUCGCCGCAGGAGACCAAGCAGAUCCAGCGCACCCUGUCCUACGUGCAGCGCAACUUCCCCGCGGAAUGGGCCAAGAUCGUGCGCCAAUAUGCCGGCUGAACGCCUGCGAAAUUAAUUUAGUUGUUAGAGCGUUGUCGGCAUUGGCUAUCAAUAUAAGUUUGGCCCCCGAAUCCACUCACCCGAAUAAUUACAAGUAUAUCCGAAAUUAAGCACUGGUCUAUCUGUCACUGAACUUUGAAGACUGAAGAAUGACACCUAGUUCACAAGGUGCUUAUUUUCAUCCCGUGUUGGAUGCGACUACCUAUAUUUUUGAGGACACUUUUACUGCUGAGAGGAACAGAGAAAAGUACCUACCUAUAAGUUGUUUCCCUGUCCCACUUAGCAAGAUGCCCUUAAAGUACCUACUUAAAAGCUUUAAGUCCUCACUAAACAAUUAGAAGUUAUUACGAUUCUAAAGGCACCUAAAGUAACAAAUAUGACACAUAUCACUAUCAGUGCUGCCAAUGUAAGCCGACCAAGCCGACGCAUUACAAAACACUCAUCAGAUCUCAUGAUCUGUAUAAUAUUUUUAUACAAGGUGACUAUUUCUAAGUACAUUUAAUUAUUAAGUUAGUGUAUAUAAAUGUGUAUAACUUCAAGCAGGUAAAACUGCUACAACAUUACUAUCAGUCAGUCAGUAUACUUAUUACUAUGUCUGCCAAUGAUGUCUGCUGUAGUACCAAGGUCCAUACAGAGUUGCUUUUCCCAUCAUUAGUAUAUGGCGUGUAAGCACAGAAUAAUUAAUAGUACUACCGUACAGAAAGGAAACUUCCUACAAAAACGAAGUUUGACAGCGGUUCAGGGUCGAAUCAUGCUGGCCCUUUCUAAUAUAUGACACUAUCCCUUUCGGCUAUUUAGGGUUGUCAAAAAUCAAGUGAUUAUCUUAUCUGUGGUCGUGCACGCAAAAGGAAGUGAAGUGGUGCCAACCCUAAUAAUUGCUCGGAGCAAUGCUGAGCCGAGCGGAGCCGAGUUUGACCGA
Molecule: messenger RNA, 1630 nt
Organism: Cydia splendana
Lineage: Eukaryota; Metazoa; Arthropoda; Insecta; Lepidoptera; Tortricidae
Gene: CSP16
Product: ejaculatory bulb-specific protein 3-like
Exons: 5
Coding region: 94-711 (205 amino acids)
Source: RefSeq, a predicted model, not a curated record